Aplysia californica (California sea hare) is the source of this 6926-nucleotide messenger RNA. RefSeq names its product kinesin-like protein KIF28P. Gene Ontology annotation, biological process: cytoskeleton-dependent intracellular transport; microtubule-based movement. Gene Ontology annotation, cellular component: kinesin complex; microtubule. Gene Ontology annotation, molecular function: ATP hydrolysis activity; ATP binding; microtubule motor activity. The transcript is spliced from 26 exons. NCBI's taxonomy places the organism in Eukaryota, Metazoa, Mollusca, Gastropoda, Aplysiida, Aplysiidae. Bases 203 to 3082 code for a protein of 959 amino acids. The record is from RefSeq and is a predicted model, not a curated record.
GCAGAUCAUUGCAGAUACACCGCCAUUGUCCUUUAAUCAAUUUUUUGCAAGGUAGAACAUACCCCACGAUCAGCUCAUCUCAGCAUCUGUCUGUUCAAUCACUGACGGCCAAUCAAGAGACGCGAGUGUGUUGACCUAUGAAUAUUGUAUUUGAUGAACUGACAGUUGUUGAUAUUGUGUGAUUCCUGCUUCAAUUGCCAAAAUGACUGAAACAGUUAAAGUGGCAGUUAGGGUUCGCCCUUUUAACUCCAGGGAAAUCAAUCGCAAUGCUAAGCUCAUCAUUGAGAUGUCUGGGAACCAGACCAUAAUCAAGGAUCCAGAAAAUAUGAAAGCGGAACCAAGAAAAUUUGCCUUUGAUUACUCUUACUGGUCUCAUGAUGGGUUCAAAGAGAGAGCUGAUGGUUAUAAUGAACCCGCAAGCAGUAAAUAUGCUGACCAGAAAAAGGUGUUUGAUGACUUGGGGCGAGGAGUUUUGGAAAAUGCAUGGAAAGGUUACAACUGCUCUUUGUUUGCCUAUGGACAAACUGGAAGUGGAAAGUCUUACAGUAUCAUUGGUAGCCCUGGCAACAAAGGUAUUGUUCCUCUCGUGGGUGAGGAGCUCUUCAGGGGCCUUGAGGAAAAGAGAAAAUCAGCGGCUAAAGAUGCUGAUUUCCAGGUCCAUCUUAGCAUGAUGGAAAUCUACAAUGAACAAGUGAGGGACCUUCUCUCCUCCAAAGCAGCUGUAAAGGGUGGACUCCGAGUGCGCCAGCACCCCGCCAAAGGAUUUUAUGUGGAAACUCUCACAUCAUCACCUGUAAAUAGCUUUUCUCAUAUUGAAGCAAAGAUGAAUGAAGGAACAACAAACCGCACCAUUGCUUCUACAAACAUGAAUGCCACUAGCAGUCGAGCUCACACAAUUGUGGCAAUGACUUUUACACAAAAGGAGAAGAAUGAAGCUGGUCAAAGUAUGACAAAGACAUCGAUUAUCAACAUUGUGGAUUUGGCAGGCAGUGAGAGGGCAGACAGUACUGGUGCAACCGGAGACCGUUUGAAGGAGGGUUCUGCCAUCAACAAGUCUCUGAGUACCUUGGGAAAUUGUAUCAAAGCACUUGCUGACAUGGCUGGUGGGAAGAAGAAUGUACUUGUUCCAUUCCGAGAUUCUGUUCUGACAAAGCUCCUUAACAAUGCUCUGGGGGGAAACAGUAAAACAGUCAUGGUUGCUGCCCUCAGUCCUGCAGACAUCAACUAUGAAGAGACUUUGUCCACUCUUAAAUUUGCUGACAGAGCCAAGGCAAUCAAGACAUCGGCUGUCAUCAACGAGAGCCCAACUGACAAGCUGAUCCGAGAGCUGAGAGAAGAAAACCAAAAACUGCUGGAGAUGCUCAAGGCUGGAGGUGUUGGGGCCGGGGCUGCUGCAGCGGGUGGAUCAGCUGCUUCAAGCCAGGAGGUUGAAGAAAUGAAAAAACAAAUGGAAGAACAAAUGGCUGCCAAUCAAAGAGAACUGGAAGAAAUGAAAAAGUCAUGGGAGGAGAAACUGAAGGAUUCCCAGGCAGAUUCUUUGGCAAAAUUGGAGGCAGAGAAAAAGAAAACAGAAGAGAGGAAAGUUACCCCUCACUUCUGGAAUCUGAGUGAAGAUCCAGCCUUGACAGCGAUGAUUAUACAUUUCUGUCGAGAGGGCACUGCCAAGAUUGGGAACAAGAAUGCGAGUCCAGCUCCUCAAAUCUUGAUGAAUGGUCUCAGUAUUUUGAAGGAUCAUGCAACUGUCACCAACAAGAAGGGAACAGUCUCCUUGAAGCCUGUGGGAGAAGCCAAGAUCAUGGUGAAUGGCAAAGUCAUCAAGCAAGACACAGAGCUCCAUCAUAAUGACAGGGUACUCUUUGGCUCCAAUCAUCUGUAUGUGUUCCAUCAUCCUCAAGAUGAAGCUAAGCAAGUCAAAGCGGGAAAAGGUGUCGAGGCACCUACUUAUGACACUGCUCAAGAAGAAAUUGCUAAAGAAUCUGGUUUGAUGGCCAACACUGAUGGCAAAUCCAAAGAGGAUUUAGUGUUACAAGAGGAUCUGGUUCAGCUGCUGCCUAUGGUCAGCGAGGCCAAUGCUAUGUCAGAGGAACUGGACAAAAAGGUCAAAUUUGAGAUCUGCUUGAUCUCAGCUCGUGCAAGGGGUUUGAAAGAAGGCCCGACUGAGGUGAAGAUCAAGAUGAAGAAUUUGGAGAAUGGCAACGCGUGGUUGUUGGACCGCAACAAUUUCAUCAACAGGAAGUAUCUGAUGCAGGAAAUGUACCAGAACUUCAUGGAAGGUGAUACUGACUGGGAUGUAUCCAAGGAAAAAGAUCCAUUUUGGGAACCUCAUACAACACCAGUGAUGAUUGGUACAGUACAUGUGUACAUGCAGCCCAUAGCUCAUCUCAUCGACAUGGAUGAGAAUAUGGUCAUUAUGGACAUCAAAGGACAAGAGACAGGCCACUUGCUGAUUGGAUCUAUUCCGUGUGAUGCUAAAUGGAAGACACUGCCUGAAGAUGUUUUUGCUGAUGAUCCUAAAGAAUUGAGUGGCAAAGCUCUCUACUUCAAGUUCUCAAUCAAAGGAGCAAGAGGGAUUCCUGCAAAUUUUGACACAACUUACUGUAACUACAAGUUUUACACUGAGGACAAGCCAACAAAGACAAAGGAAGUGAAAGGAACAAUCAACCCAGAUUACGACCAUGAAAGACAAAUCAGUUUCAAGUCUGUCACGAAUCAGCUGAUUGAAUACCUCAGUAAUGACUCGGUCAUGAUUGAAGUGUGGGGUAUACAGAAAGAAGAAGGUAUGAAGACAGGGAGUGAAAUCAAGAACACCAAGGAUCUGAUGCAGAGAGAGAAAUCCACUUUAGCUCCUCCUGCAGCGGGUCAAAAGACGCCUGCUCCUGCAAGUGGUGGUCAAAAUGACAAACAACUAGCGAAUCAAAUCCAAGAACAGCUGAAGAAAGCAAAGGCCAAGGGCAUGAAGUCUGUGCCAAUUGAUGAGAUAGAAGAAACUUUGGCCCGACUCACUGGGGCUGAGGCUCCACCUGCCAAGAAAGCCGGAGCAAAGGGAGGCAAAAGCACAUCAAGAGCUUGUGUUCUUCAGUGAUCUCAGUCUGAUUGCAAAAAAAGACAAACAAAUCUACUCAGAAAGAUUCCCCUUGCAUUUAAUCUGUCAAUUGUUGUUUCACAGUUUGUAGUAAGAAAUCCCAGCUAGGGUCUUAUCCUCUCCUGUUGCAGCCUUUUUACGUUAUAUUUUUACUCUUAAAAUACAAUUCCGUUUCAAGUAACAGCUGAGUAGGCUAUAUCACCAACCUCCCACAUAAUUGGAGCAGAAGAAUCAUAGCCUUGUUAAAAAUGCAUAGCCUUCCAAUAAAUAACAAUCUCUAUCGGUGGAAAUUAAUAAAUUCAUCAUUAUAUGAGAGGUGUAAAUCUCAUGAAAUUAAAGAUGAAUUUCACUUUAUUUUCUAUCGUCCAUACUUUGUCCAUCAAAGGAAAUUUCCCCCAGCCUGACUCGGCCUAGUUACAGAAAUAUGCAAUGUUUGACCCAAGAUAAGAGAUAUUUUCACAACAUGUACUUUUUCAUUAUGGAAACUUUAUUUAACAAAUGAGUGUUUUACAUGACGUGAUGUGGGCUAAUGGCCUUCACACUGAAUGAACUUACUUACUUACUCUUAAAAGUUGGCUGAAAGUUUAGAUUUUAAUGCUUAUAGCCUUGGAGGCCUCAUGUGCAUUAAAAAUAUUUCAUUUGACUUUAAAAAUAUUAUUUUUUAUAGACAUUUCAGUAUAGAGAAGGCACAUUAAAAAGAUGUUAUAAUAUUGGUCUCACAGUGGCUGUCACAGGGGCUCUUGAAAAAAAGGGUUAGACAAAGAGUAGUUGUCACAAUCUCGAUAAAUUCAUGAAAGUAAAAUAAAAUUACAAGUCAUUCUAUUUACUUGAACUUGACAAGUAGUGAAAAUUUUACUGCAGUUCUGAAAAAGGAAAUUAUGGUUUGUUUUUACGAGUAGUUUAUCAAGACAAGGCACAAUUCUUAGAGGGCAUUUUCAGCAAAAUUACCUGUUGUUCACAGGCAGUGGUUCUGUUGCUGACACUGUUUCUACAUGUUUACAUAUGUACUGCCAGAGUGCAGUAAAAGUUUAAAGAGGAAAUCUUGCAUUUCUUGUACCUUACUCAAAAAAUUAAAUAUAAUUAUGUCUUCUUUGAGUACUCAAGAGUUUACAGCAUCUUUUGUUUUAAUAGCUCGUGCUAUUUUAUUUUUAUUGUUUACUCUCUGAUUAAUGUAUAUUUUAUCUCCUGAUGGGGUCAUUUCUUUUACCUUCUUGUUCGAUUUCGAUACUUAAUUAAGUAAAUUAUAAUUUUCUGAUCUAUUCUUGCUUUGUACAUAUAUAUUAUUUGUCAGUUUUGUUGCACCCUUCAGACUGCCUUUAUCAGCACACCUGCUGUGUCUCUCCCUAUUGCAGACUAAAUGGAUUAUUAUUGAUGAUAUGGGCUGGAAAGAAAAAGAACAACUGAAAAACCUUGAUUUUUGUAAGUGGGGUGAGUGAAAGAUCUUUUGAGUAUUUUGUUCUUGUCACCCAUCUAGAAGAGUCUCUUUUUGAUUUAAAGAAGAAGAUAUAUGUAUUCUAUAAUGGAACUGGUUAUUUGAGACAUCCCUUAAAGGCAUGAAAUAGUAACAGGCUUGAUUUUCUUUGGCUUGUGUUCUUACAAAAGUCCUAGUACUAAUGAAAUCCUUUGUUGCAUUAUUGAUUUGUAAAAAGUAUUGUUAACAAAAUUCUUGCCGGUGGAAGGAAUUGGCACCCUCACCCCCCACUCUCUUCUAAUGAAGACAUUUUCGUUGCUGUGGGUUGCAAAUGAAGGGGGGCUUGGAGGGUGGGAGGAACGUAUUGAUAUUUUUGUUCAACUAUAUAGCUCUUUUGUGGGUUUAUUCGUGUUAACAUGUGUUUGUGGGUUAAAUGAUUAUUUUGAUAUUGUUGAUAAGUUCUUUGAACUGAAAAUAUCCUUUUAUUUUUGUAUAUUUCCAAAAAUCUUUUUGGUCCUCUUUUAAUCUAACCUUGAAAAAAGUUGAAUGAAUAUUACUUGUAAUGUGUUCUUUAUUUGAAGUGGAAAAUUUGUUAACAUAUAAAGGCUUCAAGUUGAUUCAUCUAUACUGAAUUUACCAGAUGUUCAUCCGUCCCAUAUAAUCAAAGUUUUUACAAAUAUGCCGUCCUUACAUAGAAUGUUAUCAUGUAAAGCUGUUGGUGUUUACUUUUGUUCUUUUAUUGCUCUUUUGAUAUGAAUGCUCUGGUAUGUGAUACACAAUAUAUUCCAACAAUGCUGAAAGGAUUAAAUACCUGUAUAUGUCUAAUGCCUCUCUCAACACUGUAUGGCAAGACCUCUGAUUAAAAGUUCAUCUUUGACGUGACUGAAUUAGGUAGGUGGAAAACAAAAAAAGCUCCCCAAACCAUCCAGGGUCAAGAAGGUUGUGCUAGGUUUUUUAACCAGGGUCAUCCACAUUAUAGCCUAGCAUGAUGCAAACUGAGCUAAUGGAGUUUCCACUAAGACGUAUGUCUUCUUGUUAGGGAUGAGGACUCUAUGAUUCUGUGUAAUGAGUUAAGGAUUCUUAAGCCUUACGUGCAGUCUCCUAAGCAGAUAAUUUAGAAGUUAAGUGUUGACCUGACAAUCAUAAGAUUGUGAUAUUGGUUCCUAGUUUCAACAGUAGAGUUUCAAUAUCUAGGGAAGGGAUCUCAUAGUCAUAGCCUUGCUAAGUUUAUCCAGGUUCAAAUAGGUAUUUGGCAGACAACAAAGGUAGCAUUUAUAUGAAUGACGGCUGUUUGUUAGUCUGAAUGGCAGCAAAGCUGUUUGUCUCCAAGGGAUUGACUCGAUGAUGCCAGGGGUGUAAACAUUGCUGGAACUUAAACUCACCAAGUGUUUAGACACAUGCUUGAGCUUCUAAUGGUUCCUUCUGUUACCAGACAACAUUUGUAAUGUUUGAAUCAACAAUGUGUAUAUUUCAUAUUAGAAGUGUCAUUUUCUCCCUUAUGUUUGUUGUAGCAAAAUAAUUUGUGUGUGUAAAUCAUUAAACCUUUUCUAAGUGUGUGAUGAAGGAGGGAUGGGAUUGAACAUGCUCUUUUUGUUGUGCUGAUUUUUAAAAAAGCUAUAGGACGCUUUUUCCUAUCCCUGAGGCCUUUCCUACCAUAUCAAAACUUUGGUUUGCUAUUUCUUUAGUGCCUUCUUGCUCAGAAUGUUAAUCUAAUUUUUAUAUAUGUGCCCUUAUUUGAGCACUAUAUUUUUUCUGCUUUCUUUUUGUAUUUACUCCAGAGUAAGUUUUUAUUAUCUUUGCUCUUCAUGAACAAUGUUACAGUCUUUUCUUUCUCUCGUCUGCAGUUUCUAAUUUUGAUCUUUAGACGCAGCUUUUUGCUCCCAUGAGCUUUGCUUUUCCUGUAAAACUUUUUUCUAAAACAAAGGAAAUAAUUUCCUGCUUUAGUCUGAUAUAUUGCUGAAAGCAUGUCCAUUAAGUUCAAUUACUCGUAAGUACUGGUAAGUCCCUUUACUGCUGGUUAAGUUUUCUUUCCAUAUAGUACAAUGAUUGGAUUCCUGCAGUUUUGUUUGCUGCCUUUGAAUAGUGUCUUCUUACUCUCACCUUAGUCAUCCUCCUUGGGUUUUUGUAAGGAGUUGUGAUUCCAACUUUUUUUUUCUUCUGAAAUCACAAUGACUGUUGAGACUUGUUCCAUUUUACAGUUGUUAUCCUCAAUGUUGUCAGAUAAUUCAUGUGAUAUGUUUUAUGGAUGUUUUAUACUUUCAGCUUUCUGAAUUUUUAAAAGAUUUCUUUCUACCCUGUGAACAGUUUGUCUGGCAUACUUGACAGACAAAUUGCAGAAUAUAUUUUGGAGCUGCUUUUCCAAUGUGUUCAAACUGAACGCCUGUGAUCACUUUCUUAUUAAGAAUAUUAAAAGUUUUUCUUUGAAUAAAAGAU